Messenger RNA from Penicillium egyptiacum, 3570 nucleotides. NCBI's taxonomy places the organism in Eukaryota, Fungi, Ascomycota, Eurotiomycetes, Eurotiales, Aspergillaceae. The record is from the annotation of a GenBank genome assembly.
AUGUUAACGAUGCUGCUGGGCCUGGAAGGGUUGCGGCAGUACAGCGAUCGCGAAGGGGGAUUGGUCUUUUUUAGCUACACGGAAGAUGUCAACCGCGCCCAAUCUUUUGCCUACAAUUACCUCCCUAUCAUCAUCUCCCUCGUGCUCGUCUUGGUAUGGACUGUGACUGAUUUCGAUGUCCUCCGCCUGGAACCAUACUUUCAGUUGUCCCGACCCGAGGGAGCGCCGGCGACCGUCCUCUUUAUCAACUACAAUUUCGGCCAAACUAUUAUCACCCCAAUCAAUGCUGCAAUCCGCCGUCACUGGGUCGUGUUCUGGGUUUCCUUUGUCACGCUGUCGAUCCGAAUGAUUCUUCCCGCUCUUCAGAGUACGGUAUUUGAGCUACGCGAGGUGAUGGUGGUGGACAACAGAACCAUAAAAAGCUGGCCCGACCUUGUGGAUUUAAACACACAAGCGACCUGGAUCGCAACGCAAGCCGAUGGCGACAUCAUUUUCUCAGAUGACCUGUUGGGCCGGUCCCGAUCCGCCAAAUACGCCUUGGCGCCCGUGGAGAUACCGGAUAGUCAGCAGGACGAGAGCACAACGUGGACUCUUGAUCAGACGCUGUAUUGGGCUCAGCUCUCCUGCCAGAAUGUUUCUGUUGGGAACAAGCUGAACGUUGCUGUCCAUGAUCCCGAAUCGGAAUAUCCAACAAUUUCAUGGAACGCCAGUGGUAUUGAUUUCAAUGAUGCACACGGAUCCGCCAAAUGUGCCCUUGAUUUUCAAUACGAGAGUGUCUUCUUUCCUACCACUGAUUACCUGCAAGUACGAUAUUGGGAGCCGAUGAUCAGUGCUGCUGCCAGAGAAUCAUUUCCGGACCGAACCCAGGCCUUCACGGAAUUUGGCUGCAGUCAGUAUGAUCUAUAUGGUAUGCUCAUCGGAGUCAAUAUGACCAGUCCAAUCCCGAAAUCGAAAUCGACAUCGACAUCGACAUCGACCGAGUAUUCCGCCUCCGGUAUGGCCUUUGCCUGUGAUAUCAUAUAUAAGAAGGCGGAGGCUCGCGUGGCCAUGCACGCCAACAGCUCCAUCAUAUCUAUUGAAGUCGAUCGAGCCACCACCCGUGCGCUCACAGAAGCCGAGUUCAACAUUGAACACUUCCAAGCUCUGCUCUCUGAACGGGCUCCGUUCACCAGUGACAUGCUCUUCAUCAGUGAAAAUACUACCACGGGGGCUCGCACUGUAACUGAACUCCCUAUCAUCAGCCAGGAACUAGGAGAUAUCCAGCCUGUGCUGGUGCUCGACACAUCGACUGUCAUGACAGAGACCGACUUUGAAUCCAAGAUUGCGCGGGAUGUCAAGCAGACUUUCGUGCUCACAUUCAGUCGCCUGUUUGAUCCCGAUAGUGUACCAAGGAUUCUUCCCGCCGAGCGCCUGUCAAACCAAGUCGCUAUCGCCGUUGUUGACUUUGCGGCCCUUUGGUCGGAGCUCAUUCUUGCCCUAGCCACUUUGACUGUGGUGUACCUCCUUUACAUGUAUAGUUCGCGUGAGCUGUUUCUCCAAAGUGACCCAGGGUCCAUCGGUGCCAUGUGCAGUAUCGCCGCUGAUAUUUUUCACCCGUCCAACAUCCUUGCAGAGCCAGUGGCGGAAUUCCAUCAAUUCUCUACUCGGCAGCUUCGUCGUAUCUUCAAAAAUGCUCGGUGUUACUGGCGCCCCGGCCCUUCUGGCAAUAGGCUAGAGAUACUCGCUGAAGAUGGCUCCCCUGUCCAGCUUGGAGAGAACGUCCAAACCCGUGUUGAUCCGAUGCCUCACUUUCUCCUAAUUCCUUUCUUUCUUAUUGAAUUCUUAGCGCUAGCUGCAGUCAUUAUCCUCAUUGGACUAGUGGUUUCAUCUUUGCUUCGAAAUGGCCGUUUCCGGCACCUGACCCAAUCCGACUCGAGUUCGUUCCAGGUUGUCCUUUCCUUCCUGCCCUCCGUCGUCGCAUCGUCCGUGGGAGCUUUAUGUACCUCCAUUCACCGGAACCUCAGCGUUUUGGAGCCUUGGGUCCACCUGCAACGCGGUAACGCCUCGGCAAGGACAUCGUUGUUACUGAACUAUUCGUCUCAAAGUCCGCUCGCCAUUUUCUUCAAAGCCGUUCGCAACGGGCAACCUUUGCUGGGCCUCGUAUCAAUUGCGUGCGUUGUUAACAUGGCUUUAACUGUUGUUGCGGGUGCGCUUUUUACUCAGCAAUUGACGACCUCAACGUUGGAUACCAGCGAUUUAUCAAUGAACUAUAGCCAGUCUAUAUUGUGGGGGACCGACUUCGCCGAGGAAUUCACCGAGUAUGGUUUGAUUCAAAGCAGUAUCAGCAGUGGAAUUCCCAUGCUGUCUUGGACUGGCCCAUAUCAGUCUUUCGUCCCAGUGCAUGUGACGAAUCGCAACCCAGAUGUGACUUACGGCGCUUCAACGCUUGGUGUUGGAACUGAGCUCAAGUGUGAGGCUCUUUCGUCCAACGCUCUUGUCCAUAAUAAAGCCAACGGUCAUCAACAUUGGCAAUAUGAACUAUUUGGCAAUUCGUCCAUAGAAUGUGUGGCGCGCAUGCCACUCUUGAAAAGCAAGCAGGAAGGUAUCUCGCUAUCUAUUCACUUUCUGUCCCCAGAUGAUGACGAGGAAUCGGACAUCUGCCAGACGUCGACCGUUCUAGUUGUCGGCCGUUGGGAUUAUUUGCCGGACACCCCGAUAACGGAUAACAACACAAUUGCAUUGCAUUGUGAACCCCAGGCAACAUUGCAAAACUAUUCUAUCUCUUUCGACCAGAAGGGACAGAUCAGUCGGCAUGACCCUGUUCCACAAACAUCUAUCACCCAUGGGACCAUGUACGACAAUGCAACCGUGAGUCUCGGUCAGUUCAACAAAGUCUUUGCUGCUAUUCCUAGCAGCUUUGUAGGCAAUACUAGCAUGCAGAAUGGGACAUACAACAUUUCUUCCUAUGAUUGGGCAGGCUUCCUUGUUGCCCGUCUCUACGAACGCGAAGAUCCUGACUUUGACGCCCUCGACCCCGCUCUUCUGACCGACAUGACUCGCACUGUAUAUCAAUGGGUCUAUAGCACCUACUUCUCAAUUUGGCGCGAUAUUUAUCUUGAACCUCUUGAUCACCCGGUCCCAGCGACAAAUGCAACCAUUACCCGCGUUACGUGGCAAAUGGUUCCAUCUGGUCCGUCACUUGCUGUCGCUCUAGCUAUCAUUGCCUUUGACGCGGUUGUUGUGCUUUUAGUAUUCGGAACGCGACGCGGCCGAUUCCGGGGACCCCGAAUGCCACGUUCCAUUGGAGCUGUCAUUCCCUGGAUUUCGCACAGCCAAAUGCUGCACGAUUUUACAAAUACACACAGCUGGAGCAGUGCUGAACGGCAUGCUCAUAUUGUAGCCCUGAACAAACGAUAUGCUUUCCGCAUGUUCAUGGGUGCCGAUAACCGAUGGAGGUUCGCCGUCGACCAGGAAUCGGAGACUGCCAAACCUCCCGAUACCCCGGGCGAUGAGACAGCAGUGGAGGUUGAUAAGACCACCUCAAUUCAGCUACAGGAGAUCCCAAGGCCACCCACUCCUACUCGACCCUGA